ACCGCGCAGCGUGUUAGUAGUAAAAGCUGUUUAGAGGUUUCCAGCUUCCGAUCGGGAAGGACGUGAAUGUCUUUCCUUUCGUCACUCGAUAGAUAUUACCGCUUUCCUUUUAUGCAAUUCGUAACCGCACAACGUCAACUAUGUUCGUGGGUGGUGGAAUGUCCCCUAAACCUAACAAGAAACAUCCAAAGAAACAUCAUCGGCGCCACCGACAUUCACAGGAUUCUCAAAUUGUUCAUCUGGAAGCGUCACAGCAUCAAAUCUUAGAAAGAAUGAAAAAUGAUAGAGUAAUAGUCACGAAACCUGACGAAGAUCGUCGAAGGCGUACUAUCAUAGUAGAAAGAAAGAAUGGCUCCUUUGGUUUUACUCUUCAGACAUAUGGGAUUCAUCACAAGAAGGAUGGAGAAAUUGAAUUAAUAACUUACGUUGACUAUGUGGAAUAUGACGGUCCUGCUUUUCGUGCAGGAAUGAGACCAGGUGAUGUCAUUUUAUCUAUCAAUGGGCACGAUAUGGAAAAAGUUGAUCAUAAGACACUUGUUCGUUACAUCCAGAGUUGUGAGAAAACAAUGAGAAUGGUGGUUCUUUUUGAAGACUGUGUACAUAAAGUUGAACUACAUAUGAAAUAUUUGCAAUUAAAAAGGGUGCUACAAGAAAAAAAAUAUGAAUUAGAACAAUUAUGUGAAAAAGAACAACAGUUAAUUCAAGCAUGGAAAGAUAGAGGUGUUAGGGUGCCACCGAGUCCAUUUCUGAUUGCAAGAUUAUGUUCGGUUACACCUUCUAGUCCUUGCAGUAUACAUAGCUGUACUAGUUCAGAUAUUUUGGCUUGUGGAGUUGGUGGAAAUUUAGAAGAUUCUUGUAGUUGUUCAAGUCUUCUGGAAUCUUCUUGGGAGAAAAACAGUUUAAUGACAUGUUCUAUUCAUUCAGAUCCAGGAUUCAAAUCGUCAUUUCAAGGUACUCACAAACAGUUUGCAACUUUACCGAAAACUUCAUUAGCAACAAAAAAGGGGAUGAGACACGUUGCAGGAGAAGGUGUCAUGUCUACCCCGGAAGGAUCCUGGGACUGUCUCGAGUCGCAGUCUAGUACUGGAUUAUCUGAAAGCACAGAUUUUUCUGAGUCAUCUAGUCAAGAUUCGCACACGCAUUCUCCCAUACCUAACAGAAAAGAAAUGAGUGCCGAAGAUCUAGAACAAGAGACUCCAUUAGUCGACGACGAAGAGGACGACAAAGAUGAAGUCACAAGGCUUUAAAUUUAAUCAAUAUGCAAUAAUUAUUUUUGAUUCAUUUUUAUUGAAUCUGUUAUGAAAAAAUAUUCUGUGAUUAUAACUAUUAUUCUAUAAAAUAUUGUAUAAACAAGUUAUUUAAUAAUACUCAAGAGUUUUUAAGAGAGGUAAGUAAUUUAUUUUUCCUAAUUGUGUUAGUUAUAAAUACCUAUUUUGGAAAGAAUAAUCUUGAAAUAAGCAUAAUUAUACCUUUUUAAGACUUCGUCAUUGUACCAAAUUAAAUCUUAAAAACUUAAAUUGCAAAUUGAAAUAAAGCAAAAAAGAUGAUAAUUCUACUAAAAUUUCAUUAUGUACAAAGAAGUUUCAGUUUUAGUUCUUUGAUGUUAGUAAUGUGAUGUGAUUUUAACUUAAUAAGGAACAAUUAAUGCUAUUUAUGUUGUUUUGCCAGCAGGAACAACUUUAUCAUUAACUAUACAUAAAGUACAAUCAAAAAUUAGUUCCAGAAUAUAUAAAAUUACGCUAUUUAAUCAUUGAAAUUAUUAAAUAAAUUAACUCUUUGUUUAUAGAUUCUUUUCUAUAAGAAGGUAACUCUUUAGUAAUCUGGUGUUGUCAUGCUUGCAUCAUGUGCAGUUACAAACAGGCUUGAAAAUCAGAAUUUAAGUUCAAUGCCUUGUUGAAAUAUAAAAUAUCCAAUUUACAAUGAUAAUUUUUUGUUAUUAAACCAUUGUAAAACUGAUGUAAGAGUUGCAGAUUUAGUAAACUGCUUGAUCUGAUUUUUCAAAUCAGUAGUAUAGAAUGUUAUGAUGAUGAGUAUGGCUUUGCACCUGAUUACUACGUUACCUUAUCGGCAAAAAAAUUUGCAACACUAGGAGAUAAUUUAGUCCUAAGAAUGAAGAGAAUUAUUUACAUGAAGUAUGAAAUCACAAAAAAUUGUUAAAUAAGUGUGUACUGUGCGAUAAAAUUCCACUUAUUUUAGAUUUUGGACAGUUGAAGCUGUAUAAAAUUUACUUUGUUAUUAGAUGUGAUGAUUAUGAUGUAGAAUAUUAAAUGCUACACUUAUAUGUUUGAGGAUUUUAAAAACUAUCUAAAAUUUGUCUUUGAAGAUAAAAUAUAAAGAGAAAUGUGACAAGUACAGGUGUAAAUAUAAUGAGAAACUUUGACUACUUUCUGAAUACGUAAGUGGUAGAUUAAUAAUUUUUUUUAAUUAAAAGAAUUUUUAUCUCAACGAAUCAAAGAAACAUAACAUCUAACAUUACAAACAAAAUAUGUCUACUAUGAUAACAGUUGAUAGAAGAAAUAGGGUAUAAUUUGAAUGUGCAGUUAUUUAAUUUGUUUCCUAUGAUGCAAAAUUUAAAAUAUUCUGAUACAGGAUGUAGGCAAAAACUAGGCUUUGUCUUGCUUCUGCUACAUGUUAGGUACAAAUGCACACGAAUAUAAGUAAUCAGUAGUGGGCCAUCUUAUACUCUAUAUCAAUUACCUAUACUCUUGUGCACUCACUUCUAGAUACAAGUGCAUUAGAGUA
Centruroides sculpturatus (bark scorpion) is the source of this 2742-nucleotide messenger RNA. It is a transcript of the gene ssp6, whose product is annotated as cytohesin-interacting protein-like. The transcript has 6 exons. Gene Ontology annotation, molecular function: protein binding. The record is from RefSeq and is a predicted model, not a curated record. Bases 141 to 1247 code for a protein of 368 amino acids. Lineage: Eukaryota; Metazoa; Arthropoda; Arachnida; Scorpiones; Buthidae.